AUGUACACUACAAUGCACUUCUGUGCCAUUCUUUUGGUGCCUAGCUGCCGUGCCACACGAAAGAGGCAGGAGGGCUGGGAUACCGCCAAGUUGCCUAAACCUAGACAGGGGAAGUCGAGAGAUAGAGGUCGGGUUCGAACCACGGACCUUCCGGUCUACUUUGAGUCCGAAGGUCGGUGGUUCAAACCCGACCUCCGCCUUUUUACUCCCCUGUCAAAGUUUGGGCAGUCCGGCAGUAUCCCAGCCCUUGUGCUUCCUUCGGGAGGCAUGGCAGUUAGGCUCCGAAAGGGCGAUUCAGGGUGUCGUAUCCCGAUAGAUGAGGAUGGGAAAUCUAUUCAGAACAGGAAUAAAAGUGGAUGUGGAAGGGACAUGGAGCUAGUCCACUGUAAUAAUUCCGAGGUGCCUACACCUCCAAAUACUCGUUCGGGCAAUCUGGAUAGAAACUGA
Molecule: messenger RNA, 447 nt
Organism: Opisthorchis viverrini
Lineage: Eukaryota; Metazoa; Platyhelminthes; Trematoda; Opisthorchiida; Opisthorchiidae
Exons: 4
Coding region: 1-447 (148 amino acids)
Source: RefSeq, a predicted model, not a curated record